AGUAGUAAAUAUUUUUCGUGCUUGUUUUUUUAAUGCUUACUUAAUAGUUUAUUCAAGACUUCAAUAAAUACGGCCAUAACUAAACAUGUUGUUAUUAUAUUAAGUAUUUGUUAAUAUACAAAAGGGUUUUAUUUAUAGUAAAAGCGUGCCGGCUAUAUGAAUUGGAACCAUGGUCAAGAUAUGCUGUGUGGACGGCUGCAACGAUACAAAAGACGAUGUUACAUAUUUCAAGUUUCCCAACAGCCGUACACUUCGACGCAGAUGGUUGGACGCGUUCACGCCGUCAGAGAAAGUGACCAUCGAUUCGGUGGUAUGCAGUCGCCACUUCCUGGAGGGUCAGUACGAGCUGGUAAGGGGCAAGAAGCGGUUGAAGGCGAAAGUGGUACCUAGCGUGUUCAUUGAAGAUCAACCGAAAUCACCGAAGACCGUUGCAAACGAUGCCGAGCAGAACGAAGACAUUCCCGCCAAAACAAAUGAAAUCGCCACAGAUACGCGAAAAACAAAAAGCCACACAGCAGACACACAAACGCCGGCCAGUACCAUAGAUAGUGAACUUUGUAACGGUAUAGUGAGAAGAACAGAUCCAAGCAUAACAGCCAUCGAUUCAGAAGCGAAUAACGACAUAGAAGACAUCAUAACAAAUUAUCACAUAAAACAAAUUAGACCAUUGAACGUGCAAAGGGAAAUCAACGACACGGACAGCGGUGAAUUGGCAAAUGUCAUCGUAAAUGAACAAACGAACAGCGAGAUGGCAACACUAGUACAAGAUUUGGAAUUUGGAAACGAAGAGAUGAAAAUUAUCGAUGUUGACAAUCUGCAGGAUCCGGUCUUCAUCGAAGUAGGCGUUGAUAAAGCAGGUGAUCAGGACCAGACGAACCAGGAUUGUCUGAUGCUGCUCGAAAGCGUCCAGUGCGAGGUGGACCCCAGUAGCCUCAUGUUUCAGGACAAUGAUAUCGAGACCGACGCGGACACCAGUUCAGAUGUUGUGGAUUUGGGAGAAAAAAAAGAAGAUCCGAUAAGCCUUUUAACGUCGAGCGACGAAGACGAGGUAAUAAUCGAAGAGCCGCACAUCGACACAGUCGAAGUGUCCGACGAAACCGACGAAGACGACAUGCCGCUCGUGAAACUAGUCGACAAGAGGCCGAAGAAAUCAAAAAAGACGAAAUCGAAAUCAUCAAAAUCGAAAACUAAAUCAAAGUCCGUGCACUCCGCUGAGAAUAACAUCGCGAAAAUAAUGUGGGGCCUGUACGAGUAUUACUGCGUCGAAUGUCACUUCAGGACCACGAGCAAGUCGGAGUUCAAGAAGCACGCAACGGAACACCCCACGGUCAUACAGAUUUGCCAGAUGUGUGGUUACACGACGGCCAGCAAAGCACAGUUCGCUCGACACAAACGAAAACACCAGGACGAGAAAAAGUUCAAAUGUCACCUGUGCGACUAUAAAGCCAGACACAACAUGAGUCUGAUAUAUCACCUAAAGUCCCACGAUAGUGUCCGUUUAGUGAACGCGAAACGAGGAUUCAGAUGUGAAAAGUGCGGGUUCCAAUCGGACGUGAAGACGAGUCUGUUGAAACAUAUACGUUUGUGUACAACGGAUACGAAGAAGUACGUGUGCGGCAAGUGUAGCUAUGAAACUAAGAGGAAGUCCGAUUUGAGGAGGCAUAAGUUGAGACGGCACAAGGAGGCGAAUGAGGAGGGAGACGAUGACUAUGUUCCCCCCAAUUGGUCAUAAGUGUUUAUUAUGUAUGAAUCGUCGAACGUUACCGAGAAAAUCUGUUAUUUACAGAGUUUUUGUGCGUUGGCAAGCAGUGGAAACAAUUGUUUUGUACUUUACAAAUAUAAUUUGAUCCUCUAACUAUUGAGAGAUUGUGAGCCGAGAUGGCCCAGUGGUUAGA
Molecule: messenger RNA, 1895 nt
Organism: Vanessa atalanta (red admiral)
Lineage: Eukaryota; Metazoa; Arthropoda; Insecta; Lepidoptera; Nymphalidae
Product: zinc-responsive transcriptional regulator ZAP1-like
Exons: 7
Coding region: 170-1732 (520 amino acids)
Biological process (GO): regulation of transcription by RNA polymerase II
Cellular component (GO): nucleus
Molecular function (GO): DNA-binding transcription factor activity, RNA polymerase II-specific; RNA polymerase II transcription regulatory region sequence-specific DNA binding
Source: RefSeq, a predicted model, not a curated record